Myxocyprinus asiaticus (Chinese sucker) is the source of this 6243-nucleotide messenger RNA. RefSeq names its product discs, large (Drosophila) homolog-associated protein 4a (gene dlgap4a). Gene Ontology annotation, biological process: signaling. The record is from RefSeq and is a predicted model, not a curated record. Gene Ontology annotation, molecular function: molecular adaptor activity. The transcript is spliced from 15 exons. Gene Ontology annotation, cellular component: glutamatergic synapse; postsynaptic specialization. NCBI's taxonomy places the organism in Eukaryota, Metazoa, Chordata, Actinopteri, Cypriniformes, Catostomidae. Bases 264 to 3470 code for a protein of 1068 amino acids.
GGGAUCCGGCGGCGAGUGUUUUCGGGGGCCCGUCCGUGAGGAACACACAAGGACGGAUCGGAUAGUCGGAAUUUUUGAGUCGAUCUGUAUGAAUGACACAAACCGCUGUGGGGAUUUUGCUGUAUGUGUGGAGCGUUCUGGAGUGUCCGUCCAGUGUCAUGGAAUGCUGAUGAUGUAAAAAACUGGACUGAGGGGGUGCCCUCCAGGGCUGUAGUGUCUCUACAUCUGAAAGCAUGUUCUAGUGUGGACACUGAACAGUAACCAUGAAAGGCUUAGGGGCCAACCGUAGCCGACAUCUCUCAGAUACCUGCGACCCCACUGCAGGCCCCCAGGAGCCCUUGUGUCCCUUGGCCCCAGAUCCCCAGGCCGCCUACCUCCUGAGCCCCACCAUCAAUCAUUAUGGCACUCUGGAUCCUCAUCUCCACCACUUCCCAGUUUCCACCACCACCUCCCUGCAGUCGGACUGUCUUCUGUCCCUAAACAACCAGCUGACGAACAGCAGCACCUUCCCCCGGCUCCACUACACCACCCAACAGGAGCAGAGCGAGUACAUGCAGCAGGACUAUGUGGCUCAGACAGGCAAUCGUGCUGGCACCCUCACCUCCUCUAUGUCCAUGGGUCUUGGCCUGGGAUUGAACGCCCCUGCCAUGAUCUCCAGUGGCACUGCCACCAUCUCGUCUGCGGCCGCUGCAAAGAUGAACCAGAUUCCAGCCAACCUCCUCGACCAGCUGGAACGCCACCUGCCACUCCAGCGAGAUGGCUUCAGCACGCUGCAGUUCCACCGGCGCAGUCGCGGCUCCAAGCAGCGUAGCGAGAGUCCGAGCCGCAUCCGCAACUUGGUGCAGUCCGUACAGAAACUCUUCGCCAAGUCGCAGUCUUUGGAGGUGUCGGCGGUCAAAGGGAGCAUUACUGCAGGUCAAGGUGGCGACAGUGUGAAGACGGCCCGACGAAGCAAAAGCAAAGACCGAGCCAAGACGGAGGGCACCAAAAGGCGACCGCGGCCCAACCUCUCAGGAUUCUGGAGCUCGGAUGACGGCUUAGAGGACGAGCCAACAACUCAACCCGCUGCCGGUCCAUUAGCAGUGGCUUAUCGUAACCCAUUGAGUAUGAUGACGUUGGGUAGAGCCGUUUCGGACAGUCAGGCGGCACCCAGAUCACACCCACAGGGCUACAACACCAUCGCAGCACACUCACUCAAAUCGUCCAUGAGCAGCGGUGAUCUGAAGCCGCAGUCAGUGCUGGCACCCUCCGGUGGCCAAACAGGGGACAACACGCUGGUGAAGAGAGGCUCCUGGUCGACACUGACCCUCAAUCAGGCCAGACAGGUGCUUCAGAAGGGAUCUGCCACUGUGAACAGGACCCUACUCAAGUCCAAGUCCUGCCACGGUCAGGAGAUGACCUUCAACUUUCUACAGGUGCCCACAGGCGAGUGGAGUGGGACACUGAGUAAGUCAGGGGCCACGGGUGAGAUCCCGUGCAGGAGAAUGCGCAGCGGCAGUUACGUUAAAGCCAUGGGAGACACGGAGGACAGCGAUGACUCAGACAGCCCACCCUCACCCAAACCCUCGCCCAAGACCGCCGCCAGACGACAGAGUUACCUGAAGGCCACACAGCACUCUCUGAGCGAACAGCAGCCACUCCUGCCACGCAAACAGAGCCCCUGUCCGUUCAUGAGGAAGCAGUUUGGUGUGGUCUGGUCUCCUCUGCACAACGCCAGCUCAGUGCCACACCUGUACAGCUGUAUGCCAUCUCUGUGUGAGGUCUCCACCAAUCACAGUCUGGAUAACCUGGACUGUUUGAUGGCACCGAGUGAGGCGGUCCUGCGGGAUGCGGGAUUCGUUCAGGGUUGCGCUUCACUGGGACGAGGGACUACCAUGAGCCAGGUGGAGCAGGGUUACCUGAGCGGCACGGCUUACAGGCAGGUGGACUCUCAGGCGGUGAAGGCUUUAGAUCUGCCCAUGCCCACCUGCUUCAGGUCUCGAAGCCACAGUUACCUGCGGGCGAUUCAGGCCGGCUGCUCUCAAGACGACGAUACGGGCUCUGUGGACUCAGAUGAAACCCCGCCCACAACUACAUCCAUCAGUAGCUAUAUCCACAACACCGCUGCCUGUAGGAAGGCUCCGCCCCCUAUUCCUCCACGUACCACCUCGAAACCCUUCAUCUCCGUGACGGUCCAAAGCAGCACCGAAUCUGCCCAGGACACGUAUUUGGACAGCCAGGACCAGCGCAGCGAGGUCAACAGCCAAUCAGGACGCAGCAACUCUUCUGACAGCCUCGCCAGCUCUCGUACAGGAAGUCUGGUGAAGUGUUUCAAGCGGCCACCCAUCCUACCCCCCAUCCCUGCCCCGCGGGAACCCGUACCUUUGCCCAGUGCGAGAGUUACCACCCCGCCUCCCACUAUUGUUCCGCCCUCUCCUGCCCCAGACGCCAAAAAUCAGCCAGUGAGUCUGACGGUGGCAGCUGAUGAACCACAAGCACCGCCCAAGAGAAAACUCUCAUCAAUUGGAAUUCAGGUGGAUUGUGUCCAGCCGGUUCUGAAAGAGGAACAACCUCCCACGACCAGGUUUCAGUCUAUCGGCGUUCAAGUUGAAGACGGCAGGCCACUCAGUCGCUUCACUAGCAUGGCAUCUAGACAGGAGACGACGGAGGCCGAAUCUCAGGAGCAGUCCGACGGUAAACCUGCUGUGAAUAAGAUGCCCAGCCAAUUGCUGGACGGUGGCAUGCACAAACCCUCGAGACCAGACGUGACGCGCUGCAGUUCUGCCUCGCUGCAGGAAACGCUGGAUCCUGCUCUGGAUCCUUCCUCGCUCCCCCCGCCUGACCCCUCACUGCAGGCCGGGACCGGCAGUGUGAAUGGAGCCGUGGAGCAGCCCAGGGCGGCGGCUUGCCUCAGAGAUGGACGCUGGUUCCAGAAGCUUCUUCAAGCUGAGACAGACCGCAUGGAGGCCUGGUGUCAACAGAUGGACCAGGAGACCAAAGACAAACAACUGUCCGAGGAAGUGUUGGGAAAGAUCCGCAGUGCGGUUGGCAGCGCUCAACUCUUAAUGUCUCAGAAGUUUCAGCAGUUCCUGGGGCUUUGUGAGCAGAACCUGGAUGCAAACGCUCAGCCCCGGCCAACGGCGCAGGAUCUGGCGGGGUUCUGGGAUCUGUUGCAGCUGUCCAUUGAAGAUAUCAGCAUGAAGUUUGACGAGCUCCAUCUCCUCAGGUCCAACGACUGGAAGAUGUCCGAGACGCAGGACAAAAAGGAGGAGAAGAAGCCGGCUCCUGCGCACACACCAAAGAAGACGGUAAAAGUGAAAUCCACCGGCGGGAAGGAAAAAAGCGGCGACUCUGUGGCCGACAAGCAACGUCAGGAAGCCAGAAAACGACUGAUGGCGGCCAAGCGAGCAGUGUCAGAACGACAAAACUCAGCCACGGAGAGCGCCGAAAGCAUUGAAAUCUACGUUCCAGAGGCCCAAACGCGACUUUAAGAAACAAGAAAUAAAAACUCAUACACCUCUGAAUCUUGCGCACACGGACGCCGCACUCGUAUGGAGAAUACUAAGGUUGGAUCUGUAGCUGUGGCAUGCAAAAAGGAGGUGUGGUAAACAACAAGCAAAAAAAUAACGAUUGGGAAAAAAAAUGGACAUCAGUUUUGAACGCUACUGCGUCACCGCUGCCACAGAAGAACCUCCCGUUGACGUUUGUUUCUAUAGUAACCCUUGUUAUAAUUCUAAAUGUUAUAAAAUUUAAUUAUCUCAUGGAAUAUAUCAAGACUUUGUCUGUAAAUUGUGCUAAUAUCUCUGAUGAAAAGACGUUAUUUGCCGCGUCAGAUCGUCAACCCUUUACACGCAUCACAUGACCCACCGAACACUCCUGGCCGACGUUUUUUGCGCCCCUCGUUCAGCAUGCACUCAGGACCUGCACGUGUGCACUUGUAUUUCAUCAACGCAGUCUUCCUGUUCUCACAAAAACGCAUUUAUUUCACUUUUUGUUAACUUCGCAAAUUUUUGGCCAUAUGGAGUGUCUUCAAUGGGAGCAAGAACGCAAGGCAUUUGAAUGCCGUUACGAAUGUGAAUGUUAACGAUUUUUCGCGUCCAGUCAGUAGCUUCUGGAACUCUGUCAUUAAAUGUUUUGAUGGUACAACAGACACUUGAAAUUCAACAAAACAAAUCAAUGCAGGACGUCAACAGUAAAAUAGCACAGAUCCCAAACCAACCCAACCUGAAAGUUAGAAAAUUCUAGCACUCCGCUUAUUUUCGUUUUAACUUUGUCCACUCAUGUUUUUGUUCACUCCACUUUUUUCACCACAGUAAAAAGGUUUUCUUGAAACUUUAUAGAUUUCACUUUUCACUCCAGUAAAAAUUGAUGCAGAAACACAUUUCAGCUUGUUUUGUUUUCCACGUUGCAUCACACUGAGCACAUAGAAAUUGUCGAACAGUCAAAUCAUCUGUCGAUCUGUCUGUCUCUCGUAGGUUAAAAAUACGACCACUUAACUUUGUUUUUAAGAUGAAUGUUUUAAAAAAAUUCAACAUGAUAAUUGUCCAAAUUUUUACUUGGGCCAACAAGUUCUUUUUGUAAUAUUAUUGUAAUUAAUAUUAUAAUUAUUGUUAUUUUAAAAGUUUCACUUUUGUUUUCUGUUGUUGUCCAAUCAUUCCAUGUGUACUACAUGUGUACUGAUUUCUGACCGGUUUAAGCAAUGAUAGUACAUCCGCGUUUUUGUGUGUGUGUGUGUGUGUGUUUUAUGUGCGAGACCAAUUAGAGCCAAUCAUUUGUGAUAGAGGAUGUUUUGUUUUUGUUUUUUAAUUUCUUUAUCAGAUAUUAAAAACUUCCAUUACCCAGAACUUGUUCAUAUGAUCUGGAGAACUUUCAUGUAGCAGAAAAAAAUAAACAAAAAUAAUUCUCAUCUCACUCAUUUUGGCCUCGUGCACCAAAUGCAAGCGAAACACAUUUCCGUGUAAGCUCUUCGUAAAACCUUGCUUACGUAAAUUAUCGUAUUUAUUUCAAUGUGUUAAUAUAAGAAGGCGUUUUACGAAUGGUUUACGAAGAAAUUCGUUUCAUGAAUGAGGCCUUAUGAGUUUACAUCUACAGUUUGUUGUAGACACAUCAACACACCCAAAACCUUUUAUUUCUAGCAAAAACAAUCAGGCAGUCAGAUAUUUAAAGGCAAAGUGUGUCAUUAAUGAUAUUGCAAAAUAUUACGAUAUUGCAAAAAUAAUUGUUACCAAACACUUCUACCACCCUGCCUUUGACUGCCAUUGUUGAAAAAACAGGUAGUCCCGCCCCCAAACUCACGCGAUUGGUUGAGUCAGAAGUUGACGUGUUGAAAGCGCUGUAGAGUCAGUGGUUACACUCUUCAGGAAGUCGACAAACGAAUGGCUUACUUAUACGCUUCACCUUUAUGAGCUGGGAAAAUCAAUAAAUAAAUGUGCCAAUUACCUAUGAUCCUGAUUCAAAGAGUCAAGUUCACACCAAACUGUUUUCUAUGGAAGCCCGUUUCUGCCACGUCCAAUAACAAAAUUCCAGUGUACAAAUCAUUGUUUUGAGACAUUAUCUCAUAAUUCAAAGUUUAAAUUAAAACAAAUAUGUAACCCCUGGUUGAUCUCAAUAAUUUGAAAUGUUAUGGUUUUGAAAUGGUAUCUCAAAAUAAUGAGAGAAUAAAUAAAAAUUAUAUGAAAAAUAAUAAAUAAUGUGUGCGGAAAUUAGCUUCCAUUGUUUUUAUAGCCAAAAAGAGAAAAUUUGGUUGUAGGAUGGCAAAUAACUGUUUAGGCAAGAAAUAUAUUUAUUUUUUCUACUAUUUCUACGAAACCGCUCCAAAGACUUUCUCCAAAAAAAGGCUUUUUGCCACAUUUAAAGCUGAAGUGUUUAUGGGUGUGUGAACCCUUACAGUACGUUAACCAUUAACUACCCCUGCAGUCAGUGAAUGAUCAACGCCACGUGAUGCCAUCACAUUGUGGUACCAGGUCACUUUUAAUAACCUUUACACUCACUUUCCCUUGAUAGUUCAUUUUUCUCCCAUCCUCUACUAAAUGAAUAAAGCCCUAAAAUCCAAUUGGUUGAUAGGAAUGUUUUUCCCGGAACAUGUCCUACUUGUUAAUUUAGACGCUAUGUGGAGUUAUAAUUAAGCAUCAGUUAAGCCUUGUUUCAAUUUUCCACAGUGUUUGGGAGAAAUGCAAUAAAGAACAAAGGUUCACAUAUAUAUUUACAGUAUACAGAUGCAUCUCAAUAAAUUAGAAUGUCGUGGAAAAGUUCAUUUAUUUCAGU